AGUCGUUUUUUUUUCCCCCACAACGAUACACUGACCUAUCUGACGCAUAGUUGAGCUUACGUCGCAACUGUUUGGGAUUUUCUUUGUUUCAACGGUGGCAAGAUUUUUAUAAUACUUCCUGCGAUGACGUGACGUACCGGAGCGAACUGGUUUCCUUUUCGUGUCCUUCAGCUACCGUCUUGGCUUAUAAAGAGUUGAGUACUGGCUCGUUAGUUUCAGUCGAACGUCGAGCAAGUCAACAAGUCCCAUACCAAUUCAAGAUGAAGCUUUAUCAGCAAUUUUCACUGCUUGUGAUUAUUGUAGUCCUUUUUUCUGCAGCUUUGAGUUGCAAUCCUGGUUCAAAACCUGAAGAAGCUUCAUCGAGACCUGGCACUCUUCCUGCUGAUUGGGAUGAAGAUUUGAAUUCUGGAGAGUUUAGUGGACAUGAGUGUGGUCCAGUGCAUGGAAAAUGCCCACAUGAACAAUGCUGUUCUUUACGUAAUGAAUGUGGAAACUCAACUUCACACUGCAAUUUGUCCUUAGGAUGCAAGAAAAAGUGGGGUAUUUGUCAUUGAUUUUUCAAACGGGGCCUGCAGAGAGCAUUUGUCUGUAAUCUAAAAAAUGCAUGCUUGCAUUUAAACAGGCUGAGCUAUUUUUUAAACAAUCUCAAUCAAACAAUGACAAGUGUUGUUACUAUUUCUCAUACUAAGUGGUGGAGUAUUGCUAAUCCUUUUGUGUCCUGUUAUGAUCGUUUUAUGUUUACAAUUUCUAAAAUAAAACUAUUACUGAUUGA
Daphnia magna is the source of this 772-nucleotide messenger RNA. RefSeq lists its product as uncharacterized. NCBI's taxonomy places the organism in Eukaryota, Metazoa, Arthropoda, Branchiopoda, Diplostraca, Daphniidae. Gene Ontology annotation, molecular function: chitin binding. The coding region runs from base 261 to 554 and encodes 97 amino acids. The record is from RefSeq and is a predicted model, not a curated record. The transcript has 2 exons.